Messenger RNA from Haliotis rufescens (red abalone), 1626 nucleotides. Its product is annotated as proline-rich protein 2-like. Lineage: Eukaryota; Metazoa; Mollusca; Gastropoda; Lepetellida; Haliotidae. The record is from RefSeq and is a predicted model, not a curated record. The coding region runs from base 115 to 726 and encodes 203 amino acids. The transcript has 4 exons.
UAAUAGCUGCUGCUUCUAAUAUCAAUUACGUAAGGAGACGGUACACAAGCAGUGUUGUUUGUCGUGAAGAAAAUCAGUGGUUAAGUACUGUCUUAAAUUUAAUAUAAGUUGAACAUGGAUGUUAUUUUACCGAUUGUGGCCCUUUGUUUUGCGCUUAUACAAGCCUGUCAUGCGUCUGCGUACUGUUACAACCCUUACAGCUUCACCACCACCUACUGCUAUGGCUAUUGCUGUGGAAGUCUGAACUCGGUGUGCUGCAGCAAUUUCUUCAGCACGGGCAUCAUCAUUGCAAUUAUAAUAGGAGUGAUCUUUGGCCUCGUCGUCUUGGUUGUUACUAUCCUAGCCAUCGUCAAGACAUGCUGCAAGAAUGAGACAGGACGAGUGAUCUACCCACAGCCUCAGACCGGUGUAUUCGUGGGUCAGAGCGGCUAUGCCCAAUAUCCAAGGCCCGCACCAAUGCCAAAUAUGGCACAUCCACCCUCGGGGGGCAAUCCAGCCUACCCCCCACCCCAACCUCCACCGUAUUAUCCUCCACCAGGCGGACAAGCCCCACCUGCUGCGGUGUCUUCUUAUCCGUAUCAAGGCCCUGGUGCAGCUCCACCUCCUGGUCAAGCUCCGCCUCCAGGUCAAGCUCCGCCUCCUGGUCAAGAUCCUCUCCCUGCAACUGCCCCUCCCUCUGCGGGAGGUCCUGCUAAUCCACAUGCAGCACCUGCUGGGAACGCUUGACAAACGUGGCAUCCUCCUGACGAUAUCAUCGUUGAUGCUUCUCCAUGAGAGAUGUUGUCUUCAAUAGGAUACCAUCGAUAUCAACAUUGUAGUUAGGAAAUCGAGAUAUAGGUUUAGUUAGUACACAUGUUAUCAAUACACGAAAACCUAAACCCAUGACUUUCAAAUUACAUGUCCAUACACACGUUGUACAUUUUAUUCAUCGGGAAAUUCUGUGUUGUGUUGACCGCCUCCGUGGUCUAGUGGCAGAGCAUCCGCUCUCCGGGCGGAAGGUCCGCGGUUCGAUCCCCGGCCGCGUCAUACCAAAUGACGUUAAAAGAUGGUACUUGUUGUUACCCUGUCUGGCGCUCGGCAUUUAGGGGCUAAAGCAAGGACUGUUCGGCUCGGAGUCAGUAUACUUUGUCUGGGUGGGGUAUUCAUGUUAAACUGCGGCAUGGUAUCUCAGUGGGCUAGCACUAUAAAUCGGCAUCAGUCCGGACUAGUACAAGCAGCCACACACACACACACACGUACAUGCACGUCGCUAUAUAAGUGCAAUAAUCUUGGACGCGACGUUGAACCCCAUUUCACCUCACCUCACCUUACCUUAUUCUAUGACGAUGCAUUUGAUACCGGUUUCCUGGUUAAGUGCACACAUUAUUUUGACCGGCAGUUUGAUUUCUGCCAUUUUUGUUUGGGCGUGGUAACUCUGGUGAUGGGUUAAUUAAUCGGAGUAAUUUUGCUACAUCAGAAUGCAUGGGUGAAUGUUGCUUUACGUCGCUUAUAACAAUAUUCGAGCAAUAUCACGGCGAGGGGGGGCGUAAUUAUAACUUGGCUUUUUACUUGUUUAAUAUCAGACAUUGAGACCUGUUGCUAUUAUGUAUCUGCUGUGUCUAUCAAUAAAUCUGCUUUUGGUAUUAA